AUGCCAGGCCUUCUGAUGCAGACAGGCAUACUGAGCCUGAUAUUGCGGGCUACAGCGCAGCAGCCUCAAUAUCCUCCUCCGUUCCCUGUCACCCCAGCGCGACCAAUUCUCCCAUCAUCCGUGAACUACGCUCCCGAGGUGACCCCUAAUGUGCUCGAUCCGACCGCACCUGACGCCCAAGAGGAGUGCCCCGGCUAUGUUGCCUCUAACGCCAAAGAGAGUGAUUUCGGCUUGACAGCAGAUUUGACUCUUGCCGGCCCAGCAUGCAAUGUUUAUGGCAAUGAGGUUCAUGACCUGCGGUUGUCCGUGGAGUACCAGGACAAAGAGCGUCUUGCAGUUCGAAUCACACCAAAGUACCUAGGACCAGCGAACAGGUCUAUAUACAUACUUGACCCAGCGCUCACACCGUACCCUAGCACCCAAAAGGGUUUCACCAAGGACAAAGCCAAACUCAACUUCACUUGGACCAAUGAACCAACAUUUCAAUUCCGUGUCUCGAGGGCCAACUCAGAUGAGGUACUGUUUGACACUUAUAGCAGCAAGAUAGUAUUCGAAGACCAAUUCCUGGAAUUAAGAACAUCCAUGAUACCCGACUACAAUAUCUACGGUCUGGCUGAAACGCUCAGAGGUUUUCGUCUACCCAACAAUUACACUAUAACGAUGUGGAACGCAUAUAGUCUCGAUAACGACCAGGUCCUAGAUGUCAAUGCUCAUAGUGUGCAUCCGAUGAACGCACAUGGGCAGGAGUGGCUGCUCCGGGACCAAAAGGUCAUUUAUCGCACAAUAGGAGGGAGCUUCGAUUUCUAUUUUAUUAACGGGCCAAGUGCAAAAGACGUCAUAUCCCAGUACCAGACUGGCAUAGUCGGAACGCCCGUCGAGCAGCCCUAUUGGGCUUUGGGUUUUCACCAAGUGCGAUGGUCGUACCAAAAUUGGACUAAUUUGCAAGAGGUUAUCGAUGCGUACGCCGCCGAGAACAUUCAACUUGAGGGAAUAAUGAACGAUCUAGACUAUCUUGAGGUGAAUCGAAUAUUCACGGAUAACCCGGGGCAUUAUGACAUCGGCCCUGGAAAAGAGUUCCUCGACAGGCUUCAUGCCAAUGGUCAAUACUACAUGCCAAUCCUCGACCCCAAUGUAUACAUACCAAAUCCAAACAAUGUCAGUGAUGCAUAUCCGCCAUAUGAUAGGGGGGCAGAUUUGAACGCCUACAUCCGAAACGGCUACGAUGAAAACUUCUAUGUUGGUGUCGAAUGGCCUGGAUUGAGUGUAUGGCCCGACUUUUUGCCAUCAGUCCCUCAGUCUCAGCAGUUUUGGACGGAGCAGAUCAAAAAGUUCCACGAAAAGCUGGACUUCGAUGGCUUUUGGCUUGACGUGAGCGACCCUGUCUCAUUUGCCACUGGCAGCAUUGGCAGCUUUAUCCCUCAGAACCCAAUUCAUGUUCCGUUCGCUCUGCCAGGCGAUCCGGACACAAGGGUCGCUGUGGUAUACAACUAUCCAGAAAAGUUUGAGGUCACCAACGCAAGCGAAGCAGCCUCAGCCAGCGCCGCUCUAGCAUCUCAAUCACAGGCCUAUUCCACCCCAACAGUGACACCGACUCCUGUUUUGGGACGGACAUUGCCAACGCCUGGAGUCCGGAAUCUCACGUUCCCUCCAUACGCCAUCAACAACUUUCUUCCCGGCCAUUCUCUGGUUAAACAGGUCAUCUCUCCAGAUGCGACUCAUAACGACGGACCUCACAACAGCACGGAGUACGAAUUGCAUAAUCUCUACGGGCAUCUGAGUGGCAAUGCAACAUACCACGCAUUACUCGAAACUUACGACAACAAGAGGCCCUUCUUCAUAUCACGGAGUACUUUCGCCGGUUCGGGUUCUUUUGCUGGGCACUGGGGAGGAGAUACUAACUCAAGGUGGGGUAACAUGUACUUCGGCAUUUCGCAAGCCUUGCAAUUCUCCAUUGUCGGCAUACCAUAUUUCGGCGUCGAAACAUGUGGAUUCAACUAUAACGCGGAUCUCGAACUCUGCACAAGAUGGAUGCAGCUCUCGGCAUGGUUCCCACUGUACCGAAACCAUAACAAUAGGAACACAAUCGCGCAAGAAGCUUAUCGCUGGGCGACUACAGCUGAAGCGACGAGGAGGAUUAUGAACAUUCGCUACUCUCUGCUUCCAUAUACUUACACGCUUUUCCACAAGGCCAACAAGGCGGGCGAGACGGUGUUGCGUGCUUUGGCGUGGGAGUUUCCGAACGACGAGUCCUUGAAGGGUGUGGAGACCCAGUUUAUGUCCGGGCCAGCAUUAUUGGUGACACCCGUCCUGGAACCACUUGCGACCACUGUGAAGGGCGUCUUCCCAGGUGUUGAGGAUGGCACAAGGUGGUAUGACUGGUACACUCUUGAAGAGGUUGACGCCCAACCGGGUGAGAACAAGACGCUCGAUGCUCCGCUGGUGCAUCAGCCCAUCCACAUUCGCGGAGGAUAUAUCAUUCCCAUCCAGAAAGCCGGGAACACGACCAAGACAUCGCGCAAAAGUCCAUGGAGCUUAAUCGUCGCUUUAGAUAAGGACCGAAAUGCCGAGGGUGAGCUCUACUUGGAUGAUGGCAUCAGUUACGUCCAAAAGGCGACGAAGAACAUCAAGCUCAGAUUUACCAAGAACACGCUCAAGGCCAAGGUAUCCGGAUCGUAUAAUGAUCAUCUUCCUAUUGCCAACAUUACGGUCGUCGGACUGCAGAACUCACUCGGGUCGGCGAAGAUGAAGCUUGGAAAUAAAAAUCUGGGCUCCGUGGGUGAUGUGCUAAAUUGCUCAAGUGAUGCUAGCAAUCUUUACCUCACCAAUCUCAACGAAGCAACCAAGGCUGGAAUUUGGAAGACAGAUUUCACACUGUCUUUGUCGUCAUGA
This is a messenger RNA of Diaporthe amygdali, 2889 nucleotides long. Its product is annotated as glycoside hydrolase family 31 protein. The record is from RefSeq and is a predicted model, not a curated record. The transcript has 5 exons. Gene Ontology annotation, molecular function: carbohydrate binding; hydrolase activity, hydrolyzing O-glycosyl compounds. Lineage: Eukaryota; Fungi; Ascomycota; Sordariomycetes; Diaporthales; Diaporthaceae. The coding region runs from base 1 to 2889 and encodes 962 amino acids. Gene Ontology annotation, biological process: carbohydrate metabolic process.